Erigeron canadensis is the source of this 540-nucleotide messenger RNA. RefSeq lists its product as uncharacterized. The record is from RefSeq and is a predicted model, not a curated record. The transcript is spliced from 4 exons. Bases 1 to 456 code for a protein of 151 amino acids. Lineage: Eukaryota; Viridiplantae; Streptophyta; Magnoliopsida; Asterales; Asteraceae.
AUGAGUAUAAGGUUGUUAAAGGGGAAGGAGUGGGAAGCGGGGAAGACACUUCACCGCGUGCCACACCCUAAAACGAUUUCACGCACACACACAUCCGAUCCUCCCGCCAUCAUCGGUGAUUCCGCUUUGAUCGACACCCUUUCUCCUAAUUCCGAUCAAUCCAUUCUCCUGCCAUUAUCACUCCUUUCUCCUAAUUCCAAUCUACGAUCCUCUGUCGUCAUUGGUGAGGUUCUUUGUCUACCGACGUUGCUCAAAUGGCUAACGGAUGGAGGGACUUCAUCAUUUGCUUAUGCCAGAUGCACUCCAACCCGACCUGCUGCAGUCUACAAUCACACUUUGUACCAGGAUGCACCUAUAAUAAUGCGUGUGACGACAAUCAUGUGCUUGGCUUUGAGGAGCUGGUUAUGUUACCGAAACAAAGAUCCAGGUUCUACACGAGUUUUCAAACACAUUUAAUUUUACAUCUAAGUUGCAAAUAUGUAUACACAUGUUUGUUACAUGUUAUUUGAUUCUUGGUAUUUUUAAAAUAACAUUGGCCGC